Messenger RNA from Caretta caretta (loggerhead turtle), 1583 nucleotides. It is a transcript of the gene SMPDL3B, whose product is annotated as sphingomyelin phosphodiesterase acid like 3B. Gene Ontology annotation, biological process: sphingomyelin catabolic process. The record is from RefSeq and is a predicted model, not a curated record. Gene Ontology annotation, molecular function: sphingomyelin phosphodiesterase activity. NCBI's taxonomy places the organism in Eukaryota, Metazoa, Chordata, Testudines, Cheloniidae.
GAGCUCUUUGUCCCAGAUGGAUUCCUGGAGAUUCUUGCUGCUUCUAAUGUGCUGCAGGAUUGUGACUGCUGCCACCGUCCAAGGUCACUUUUGGCAUAUCACAGACCUCCAUUUGGACCCAGAAUACAGCGUGGCAACAGACCCUCUCCAGGUGUGUCCGUCUGCUGGCUCCCAGCCAGUGUCCGAUGCAGGCACAUGGGGAAAUUACAUGUGUGAUUCUCCUUGGAUUCUCAUAAACUCCUCCAUUUAUGCCAUGAAGGAGAUCCUGCCUGAUCCAGACUUCAUCCUUUGGACUGGUGACGAUACCCCUCAUGUCCCCAAUGAGAAACUUGGAGAAGAAGCAGUGCUGGAAAUAAUUGCCAAUUUGACUGCUCUGAUAAAACGGGCGUUUCCAGGCACUAAAGUCUAUCCUGCGAUGGGCAAUCAUGACUUCCAUCCCAAGAACCAGUUCCCAGCUGAGACGCACAGGAUCUACAAUGCCACAGCAGAACUGUGGCGCUCAUGGCUCGGCAGCACCUCCAUCCCGGCAUUCAAAGCAGGUGCUUUCUACAGCGAGAAGCUGCUUGGUCCCAAUACCAAAGGACGAAUGAUUGUCCUCAACACCAAUCUGUACUAUGAUAACAAUAAUCAGACAGCUGGCUUGGAGGACCCUGGUGGGCAGUUCCAGUGGCUGGAAGAUGUGCUGACCAAUGCGUCAAAAGCAGAAGAAAUGGUCUACAUUGUGGGGCACAUCCCGCCUGGCUUCUUUGAGAAGAAGCAGAGCAAAUCCUGGUUCCGGAAGCACUUUAACAAACGCUAUACAGAGAUCGUGCAGCAGCACCAUGCAGUGAUAGCUGCCCAGUUCUUUGGGCACCAUCACACUGACAGCUUUCGGAUGUUUUACAGCAAUGGAGGUUCCCCAAUCGCCACCAUGUUCUUAGCCCCAGGAGUGACUCCCUGGAAGACAACGCUACCCGGAGUGCACAACGGUGCCAACAACCCUGGGAUCCGAGUCUUUGACUAUGACCGAGGCACCCUGCAAGUGAAGGAGGUAGUGACUUAUUAUUUAAACCUAACUCAUGCUAACCUGGUGGCCCCAAGAUGGGAGAGAGAGUACCGGCUGACUGAAGCCUUCCAGGUCCCUGACGGGUCAGCACGCUCCAUGCACAUGGUGCUGGAGAAGAUAUCGAAGGACAAGAACUACUUACAACAGUACUACCAGUUUAACUCAGUCAAGUAUGACCUCACAGAGUGUGACGAGAGCUGCCAGACUGAUCAUGUCUGUGCUAUCAGGGAAGUUGAUUUUCUAAAAUACGAUGAAUGCAUUAAAGCCAGGAGCUUCACAGCUGUAUCCUCUCUGCCAGCAAAACCCCUUUUAUUCCUCUGCUCACUGCUUGGCCUCCUCCACUUCCAGGGGCACCUCUGGUGACUCUGCCUAGGUGGACCCCCAGCUCUGUGCAAACAGAGAAUGCAGCACAUACAUCAACAUCAGCAAAUGCCUCAGGGGUUGGAAUUUACUCCAGAAGAGGAUGAAAUCUGUUUUUAUUCCAGGGGUUUUAUGACAUGACUUUGACCCCUUCUAAUAAAGAUUGUUGGGUUUGGAA